Messenger RNA from Dryobates pubescens (Downy woodpecker), 3045 nucleotides. Its product is annotated as protocadherin gamma-B5-like. Lineage: Eukaryota; Metazoa; Chordata; Aves; Piciformes; Picidae. The coding region runs from base 1 to 3045 and encodes 1014 amino acids. Gene Ontology annotation, biological process: homophilic cell-cell adhesion. Gene Ontology annotation, cellular component: plasma membrane. The record is from RefSeq and is a predicted model, not a curated record. Gene Ontology annotation, molecular function: calcium ion binding. The transcript is spliced from 2 exons.
AUGGUGGCGGCCGUCAGGCGGCUGCAAUGGCGACACGCCGCCUCCGGGUGCCGCUGUUGCCCAACGCGGAGAGGAGAUGAAGUCGGAACCGCAGCAGGAGCCGCCGCAGCGUCCGCCCACAGCAAGCUCCUCGCUCGCUCGGCGCUUGCCAGAGAGGCAGGGGCACGGGCAGCGGAGAAGAUCGGCAUCCGAACCGCAACCGAGAUCGCAGCCCUUCGCCUGCCGAGAGCGGCUGGAAGGAAGAGAGGGCGUAGGCAGAAGGGACGACUGCGGGAAGAGCUGCCUACAAUGGCAGGCAGACAGAGCAUGAACUCGAGCCAAAGCCGGAACCCGAGAGCUGGGCGGCAGCGGGCAUCCGAGAGAGUGCUUCUGCUGCUGGCCGCUGUGCUGCUAGGCUUGUGCUGCCAGGCGGCGCCGGAGCCUGUCCGCUACACCAUCCCCGAGGAGCAGGGCAGAGGCUCUCUGGUGGGGCCGCUGGCGAGGGACCUGGGGCUGAGCCCGGCAGAGCUGCCGGCACGCAAGCUGCGUCUCAGCGCCGAGAAGCAAUACUUCAGCGUGAGCGGGGACACCGGCAACCUGUAUGUGAGCGAGAGACUGGACCGGGAGGAGAUGUGCGGCGAGGCACCGACCUGCUCCGUCAGCUUCGAUGCACUGGUGGACAACCCACUCAAUGUUUUCCACGUCGAGGUGGCUAUCCAGGACAUCAACGACAACGCCCCGACCUUCCUGCGAGACAAUUUCCAGCUGGAAAUCAAUGAGCUGACAUCUCCUGGUACACGCUUUUACUUGGACAUGGCCGAAGAUGCGGACGUGGGCAGGAAUUCCCUGCAGGGCUACGAGCUGGAGACCAACAAGUACUUUGAGGUGGAGGUGAAGGAGAGCGAAGACGGCAGCAAGUUCGCGGAGCUGGUGCUGCGCCGAACUCUGGACCGGGAGAGUGAGCAGAGCCUGCGGCUGGUGCUGACGGCGCUGGACGGCGGCGACCCGCCCCGCAGCGGCACCGCCCAGCUCUUUAUCAACGUCACCGACAUCAACGACAACGCCCCCGUGUUCGCGCAGGACCGGUACCGAGUGAGGCUACGAGAGGACGCGCCUCCAGGCUCGAUGGUACUGAAUGUCUCGGCCACCGACGCUGACGCUGGCACCAAUGCCCACAUCACCUACGGCUUCAGAGAAACGCCGACCAAGGUAUCUCAGAAAUUUUUGUUGGACGCAGAGAGCGGGAUCAUGACGCUGCAGGAAGCACUGGACUUCGAGGACACACGCUCUCUCAGCCUGGCCGUAGAGGCAAGGGACGGGGGAGGUCUUGUGGCACAGUGCAAGGUGGAGGUGGAGGUGGAGGACGUGAAUGACAACGCACCCGAAGUGAUAUUGACGUCGGUGUCGAGCCCAGUCCCCGAGAACGCUCCUGUCGGUACCGUGGUGGCCCUAGUGAAAGUGCGGGACCGCGAUUCCGGGGAAAACGGUCAGGUGCGUUGCGAGCUGUCGGGAGAGGCGCCCCUGUCGCUCGUGGCGUCCUCGGGCGGUUCAUAUAAGGUGGUGACGGCGAGCGCGCUGGACCGCGAGAAGGCAGCCCAGCACCGGGUGACGCUGGUGGCCAGGGACAGGGGCAGCCCAGCGCUGUCGAGCCAAGCGGCGCUGGUGCUGGAAGUGUCGGACGUGAACGACAACGCGCCGGUGUUCGAGGAGGAGGUGUACAGCGCCUACGUGGCCGAGAACAACGCGGCGGGAGCGCCGGUGCUGCGCGUGCACGCCCGGGACGCGGACGCGGGCGCCAACGGGCGCGUCAGCUACUGGCUGGAGGGCGGCAGCGCCGGCUCGGUAGCGCCGCCGGUGUCGGUGGAGGCGCAGAGCGGCACCGUGUACGCACAGCGCUCCUUGGACUACGAGCAGUGCCGCGAGUUCACGGUGACGGUGCGGGCGCAGGACGGCGGGGUGCCGGCGCGCAGCUCGACGGCCACGGUGCGCAUCUUCGUGCUGGACCGCAACGACAACGCGCCGCGGGUGCUGUGGCCGGCGGCAGCGUCGGCAGCAGGCGAGGCGCCGCCCUUCGAGGUGGUGCCGCGCUCGGCCGAGGUGGGCUACCUGGUGGCCAAGGUGGUGGCGGUGGACGCGGACGCGGGGCGCAACGCCUGGCUGUCGUACGAGCUGCUGCAGGCGCCGGAGCCGGCGCUCUUCCGCCUGGGGCUGCACAGCGGCGAGGUGCGCACGGCGCGGGCCGUGUCGGAGCGCGACGCGGCCAAGCAGCGCCUGGUGGCGCUGGUGAAGGACCACGGGCAGCCGGCGCUGUCGGCCACGGCCACGCUGCACGUGGUGCUGGCCGAGAGCUUGCAGGAGGCGCUGCCGGAGCUGAGCGAGCGGCCGGCGGGCGCCGACUCGCCGGCCGAGCUGCAGUUCUACCUGGUGCUGGCGCUGGCUCUGCUCUCGGCGCUCUUCCUGCUCAGCCUGGGGCUGGCCCUGCUGGCGCGGCUGCGGAGGGCCGGGCCGCCCGCCGUCCUGCGCUGCCUGGGCGCGCAGCGCUUGUCUCUGGCGGGCGCCGCCUUCCCAGCGGACUUCUGCGAGGGCACCUUGCCCUACUCCUACAACCUGUGCGUGGCUCCGGGACGCGCCCUGACCGAGGCCACUUGGCUGCCUCCGCUUUUGCCCAGCCUGCCCACGGAGGAACUGCUUGUCGAGGAGCCUUGCGGGAAGGCAAACCCGCACAGCAGUGCCGACGCGGGAGCUCCGCCCGCCCACUCCGAAGCUGCACAGGUCGUUAUGAGCAAGGCAUCUGCGGGCAGCGCCGGGUGGCUGCAGUUCCGGCAGCAGGCUGCGGGCGCCGCUGUUGACCGAGCAGGAGCCAGAGGAAGCCGGAGCGUGGCAGGCAGCCCCGCCCGCUGCGGCUCGGCUCGCUCGCUGGCUGGCUCGGAGUCGGAGCGGUUUGAGAGCGUCCCGGCGGCGCGGAGCCGAGCUGCGGCGAGCCGGAGGGGCCAGCGACAGCAGGCAGCAGCGGUCCGCAGCCGGGAGCCGGAGUCACAAGCGAAUCUGGAUCCGUUGCGGCGGUGA